This is a messenger RNA of Bombus impatiens (common eastern bumble bee), 2904 nucleotides long. RefSeq names its product jerky protein homolog-like. The coding region runs from base 1066 to 2520 and encodes 484 amino acids. The transcript is spliced from 3 exons. NCBI's taxonomy places the organism in Eukaryota, Metazoa, Arthropoda, Insecta, Hymenoptera, Apidae. The record is from RefSeq and is a predicted model, not a curated record. Gene Ontology annotation, molecular function: DNA binding. Gene Ontology annotation, cellular component: nucleus.
AUAGUAGCCAAUUUUUUAUUUUAUAUCAUAUUUCACUUAUUUACAAAUAAUACACAGUUUUACAGAAUAAUGUUCCAAAAUUAAAUUUAUGUAAGAAAAUUACAGUUGCUAGAUAACAUAAGAAUAAAUAACGAAACAUUUAAAGUUUUACUGUCGAAUAUAUUAUUGAUCAUGUCCCUUGAUAAUCGCGGACUCCUUUACGUGGAAAAACAACGCGCAUUCUUCAGAGUAGCCAUAUCAACUGAACCAAGUAAAAGCAUAUAUUAUUGUCUGAUGAUCCGUCUGUAUUAUGGCAGGAAAACGGGUACGGAUUUUAUCGAUAUUCGUGGUUAAUUGAGUUUCAAUAAAUUAAUACAACCUAUUUAAUUGCAUUUAUUUUCUCGCUCAGUUUACUUGUGUUCCAAGCAACAAAAACGAUUAUUCCUAUAACAAAUAUUCCUUAUGUUCUUUAUCACUACGUUAGUUUCUAUUAUUGUUCGUAUGAUUGUACUCUUUAUAAGAACUUCUUUUUAAAUUUCGGUUUAUGUAGUUUAUUCAGACGAAGAGAAUUGGAUGUACUGCUUCGGCGAUUCGACCUCAGACAAAGGUAUUAAAUGAUGAGCAGCUUUUUCGUAAUUAUAUAUAGUCAUCGAUAUGUGAUACUUAACGGAACUUCUGCAAUCUAAGAUUUAAAGUGCAUCUACAAGACUCAUACAGCUCUGGACGUGGCUGGCUAAACCAAUUGAUUGCUUAAUGUAUUAAUUCAUAAUUUACUGCAAAUAAGUGCAGCGUUAGUUGACCGGUAGCUUGAAAUAAUAUCUGACCAACUGUCAAAGGAGGUAGAAUUCUAGGAAAAGCCGAGUGUUUUUCUUCUCCGUUAAGUGAGAAUGAGAUAAAGAUACCUGACACGAAAUAUCGAGGUUAAAAUAAAUAUGUUAGGUGCCUCUCUACGGAGUCGCUUCCAAGAACUGAUAGAGAUAAUGGCCAUCAGCUAACACGGCAAACUCUCAGUCAGCUAACGCGGCACUACUACAUAUCAUUCCUAUGAAGUAUUUACUGCGGUUAUUGAUAACUUGAUAGUUCGUGAUGACAUCUCCUUCUGGUAAUAAUACAAGCAUAGCAGAUCGGCUAGAUAUCCUAGAAAAAUUAGAAGAUGGCAUGACUGUGAGUAGUAUUGCCUGUGAAUAUGGACUCAGUAACAGAACAAUACGACGAUACCGGCAGCACUCGAAGGCGAUUCGCAACUUCGCGGCGAAUCCAAAGUACCGGGAAAUGAAGAGACAACGGAUACCUAUAUAUACCGAUUUGGAGUCCAAAUUGUAUCGUUGGUUUCAGCAAAGAAAGUUGUUAGGAGACUGUUUAACAGAUAAUAUUUUAAUAAAUAAAGCUAAAGAAAUAGAGACAGAGUUUCCCAGUACCUCGAAUUUUAAAGCAAGUCGGGGUUGGCUACAGAACUGGAAGAAAAAAUAUGAUAUUGGCAAGAACACGACAGAUCCGAAUGAAAUCGCCGCGAAUAAUUUUAUACGUGAAUUUUUACAAAUACUAGUAAAAGAAGAUAUAAACGAAGAAGAUGUGUAUAACAUGGACGAGACUAGUUUACUUUGGAAAGCACUUCCGUGGAAGACAUUAGUUCACGAGGAAAAAUAUCUGAUCAUAAAAGGAGAAAACAGAAAAACAGACAUAGUAACUGUGGCAUUUUGUGCAAACACUAGCGGUACACACAAAUUGCCAUUACUCUUUGUAAAUAAAUUCGCAAAUCCCCGAGCAUUGAAACAUUGUAAGGAUAAGUUACCGGUGGUAUAUAAAAGUCAUUGUAAUGCUUGGGUUAACGAAGAUAUUUUUCGAGAAUGGUAUACUAAUCAUUUUAAGCAAAGUGUGAAAGAGCGCCAAUUACAGGAACAACGUAAAGGAAAAGUAAUAUUGCUCGUUGACAAUUUCAAGGCACACAAACUUGAAAAAAAGGAACUGGAUGAUGGCCACUUUAUGUUAAUAUUUUUACCACCGAAUACGUCCUCGUUGAUCCAACCUAUGGACCGAGGCGUAAUUACUCAAUGUAAAAAGAUAUUUCGGCUUGAACUACUUCGUCGGGUACUCCAGUAUAACGACGGACUUACACAGUUUUAUGCUGAUUACGAUAUUAAGGAUUGCAUCGAUUACAUUAGCGAAGCAUGGAAUAAUGUUACACCACAAAACAUUCGUAGUUGCUGGGUGAAAAUUCUUAACAGACAGUUUGAAUUUAAUAAUAUUAAAACAGAAAAUCCUACGGUCACCGAUGAACAGAAUGCAGAGCAAUCUAUCGACGUGAUGUCUGCUGAAGAAAUAACAGAGUGGAUUUCCGGAUGCGAACAGGCGGAAAUCAUUCCAGAGGAAACUGCAAUUUUGAAACAAAUUUGCAAAUUUGAAUCAUCUCCUUCUUUGAUAGAAGACGAAGAAAUUGAUCGUCUAUUGUAUAAUUUAAGGAUGCUGAGUAAAAUCGAACCAGAAAUUGAAGCCGAUGCAAAACGAAUAAUAGAUCAUUUUAACAAAAAGCAAGAAAGAUAAUAUUGUCCCUGUUAUUGUUAUCAUUAUUUUUACACCAGCGAUGUACCAUUUAAAUCGUACGUAAUACAUGGCCUAUCGUCAGAAGACUACUUCGAUAUAACUAUUGUUAUAAACGUUUAAUCAUAGCUUACAAAUUUCCAAGCUAUGUGACGUAUUAGAUAUAAUAUAUACAUAACACAAAAGUAUGUUUUUUGUAUUCAAGUAUGUGUAUCAUAUUUGUAGAUAUUUAUUAAGCAAAUACCAAAUAAUUUUAGUAUUCGUGAUAACUUACGUUAUUACUUAUUCCUGUUGCCAUGUUUUCUGCACUUCUAUUUUUAAAUCUUUACAUUUGUUUCCAUAUCUUUUUUGUAUUUUGUUAUUGAUUUCGUAAUAAAGUGUUCAUAA